Symbiodinium sp. CCMP2592 is the source of this 3891-nucleotide messenger RNA. The record is from the annotation of a GenBank genome assembly. Lineage: Eukaryota; Dinophyceae; Suessiales; Symbiodiniaceae.
AUGCCUUGCACGACUCAUCACAUCGUGCUGGAAUGCGAGAUGAGCGAGGAAGUCACAAGGCUCCAGCUGGAUGCCGCUUCAGGCGUCGAGGAGACGAUGAUUGAGCAAGGAUCGCAGGAGCUGUCGUCGCUGGAGCUGCAGCGUCUCCUGGCCAGUUGUGCGAGCGUCCGCACGUCUCCGGAGGAGGUGCAACAGGCGUUGGGGGCGCACCUGGCGAGGGUGCUCGCUGAGGGAGUCGACUGGGAGGCUUUGCUCAGUAUCGCCCGGUCAGUUGCCUUCCUCCACAAUGGCAGGUCCUCUCAGUCACUGUCUCACAGCGUGGGCCUCUUGGUGCAAGCGGCCGAGGCCCACAAGAAACCCUCGGAGGUGCGUCGGCUGCUGCAGGUCUUGGCAAAGAUUCCAGGCAAAGAGCCCCGUCGUUUUCUUGAGUCGGCCGCACGUGGCUGGGCUGGUGAUGCCCUGGGCGCCAAGGAUUGGAGCCUCACCCUCAAUGCCUUUGCGCGUGCACAGCUCCCACGGGCGGAUGCCGAGGCCCUUCUGGAGGAGAACUUGGCUAUGCUGGGAAGCGAUGACUUCAGGAUGGAGGAGUGGUCCGCCCUGAACUUGUCGUUGCUUUGCAACUCCCUCCACAGGCUGGCGAUGGCAUGUGGAGGAAGUGCCGGCGAAAGCAGACCGAAGGAGCUCCGCCAGCGCUGGCACGAAUUCCUUUCAAGGGUGGCAGCCGAUGCCUUGCCGAAGCUACGCGAGAGCUGCUCGCCUCAGGACGUGGCGCAAUUUGCCACAGCAUUUGCCGCGGUACCAAGCGGGCCGCACCGCUCGGCUCUCGCCGAGGCCCUGGAGAAGUUGCUGCAAAGUCAGCGACGCCAGAGUUUCGUUGAGGCGCUUUCGCUGGAGGGUCUUUGUGGCAUUUUGGUGGCCAUGCAACGCUUGGGCUGCUGCGACGAGGCAUUCCUCGCCGCUGCAUCGCAGAGGCUGAGGAGAAGCCGUGCGCAGCUGACUCCAACUCAUUUGGGUCAGGUGUGCAACGCCUUCGCACGAUGGCUUGAGGCUGACAGUGAUGCAAAGGAUCCUCGCACAGCCGAUGUGCGGAAACUUGGGGAGUCGGUCGAAGAGCUCUUCAGAACGACGUUCUGUCCGGCAAUUGCCGCUUCGGCCGGGAGAUUCCGAAACCCGAGGCAUCUUGGUUUCGUUGCAUUCGCGCUGAUGCGCUUGGGCCAUGCCGGGCGCAGGACCAUGGAAUCGCUGGCAGCUGCAGUGCUCACAGCGCAAGAGGAGGAUUUCAACGGUCCGCUUCGCCUGAAGAAAUGGCCCGUGAUUUCCCUCGUUCAGCUGACCGAAGCCUUAUCCGACGCAGCGCUGCGUCACCAGCCUGAAGAUUCAAUGGAGCUGAUCGCAGUGGAGUCCCUGCAGCGCGCCGUCGCCGACCAUCUUCUAAGUGACGGCUCGAACUUGGAGCCGUCAGAGGCGGUACGCUUUGCUGCGGCGCUGCACAGUGUCCCUGAUUGCUUAGACUUCGUGCGCCGCACUGCAGAGGCAGUGGGCCAAAGCACACACGAGCUUUCGCUACGAGAUGGGCUGCUGAUGCUUGGAACCCUGCAGCAAGUGGAGUUGCGGGAGGCGGCGUUAUGGCAGCCGCUGCUAUGGCACCUACAUAGAGCGGUCGACAAGGAGACAUGGUCUCCCCCCGUGGCCAUCACCCUCUUCCGGACGCUGGAGAGGCUCGACUGCUACUGUCAGCUGCUCGCGGAGGAGGUGGAUCCUGUGCAAGCGUUCUGCGCAAAGACCGCAGAACUACUGCAAGGUAUGGAAUUGACUUCUGAGCUAGACCGGCAGAACGCCCUCUCCCUGGCGCGAUCACUCCAGGCGGCUGCCGAAGGCGCCCCGAUGUCUCAGGAGUGGCGCCAAGCUAUUCUUGCACACGUCGCAUCAGCGGCCUGUCGCUUAGACAUCAAUUCAUGGUCGACCGGCACCACAGAAGGACAGCGCAGUUGGCUGCACCAUGCCUUCCUCCUCAACCGUGUGGUCUCGGCCACAGGGCAUCCAGGCGCGCGGCGCUUGCUGCUCAGUACGAAGGAACCAGACUUCCAACUAUCUCCUGGGGCUGCCCUGCGGCUGUUGCGAAGCUUUGCUGCUGCGAAUUUCGACCUGUCCUCAUCGAGUGCACUAGCGGGGGCUCUGGCGACGGUGGGACUGAUGGAUGACUUGAAGGGCUGGCAGAAAGCGCUUCUGCUGCCCUCCUUGGCUGCCUCUAGCAGCUGUCAGACGCCACCAAUGAAAGACCUUCUGAGCAGAUGUCUGUGCUGGGAUCUCGACGAAAAUGUCGUCCCUGAGACGGCCGAGAUGUCUCUAGCUGGCCUCCUUCUUCUCUCGAAAGCUGAAGAUGAGCCGGGCAGCCGCACUGCUUCAGAGCGCCUUCUCCUCAAGUCCUUGGCCAGAGCAGCAGAGGAGGCCACCGACUGGCCUGUGCUAACGAUGGUAGCCAUGGGGCUGCGCAUCUCGGCCACCAGCUGCCCAGAAAUGGAUUGGAAGCGCUGCCUUUGCAGACGCUGCGGCGUUUUCGGAGCUCUGCAGAUCGAUUUCUUCAGUUUGAAGUGCAGACCUGUUCAUUUGAAGAAAGUGAAGAGGCUGAUACGCAUCUGUCUAAACCUUGGCGUGCGCGUGAACAAAGCCUUUCUUCUGCUCACCAAGUGUUUGCAGAUCCUUCUGCUGCCGCAGCUGAGUUCUUAUCAGUACCGCGUGUACUUCGUCUAUGUUCUCCAGGUGUUGGGCAGCGAAGUGUUUCAGCUCCUGAUUGCGAAGUGCCUGCAGUCGUACUACUAUGUGAACAACCUCUUGUUGCUCCUCUCGCUGGGCAGCUUCCUCCCCUUUCUCCGAGUUGUCUACAAGCUGUGGAUCUACAUCCCAUGCCCACCCAUGGCAUCGCUGAUUUCUAACGUGGCCCUCGUGCUGACGCUGGUGAUGCUUCUCAUUCUAGGAUCCGGGACCUCGACGGAGGCGAACUCGUCCGCCAACGUGUUUCAGGUCUACAUCUAUGCCAUGAUGAUAUGGCCUUGGCUCGUCCUGACUUCCGUCGUGUCGCGACUCUUCAUCGAAAGACAGGCUGGUCGGAACCCCUUCUCGCCCGUGAAGGACUUGCCAAUUUUGGGCUUUUGCGGCGGGUUGUCUGGAGUCAUGUCCUUCGUGGCAUUAAAGAACCUGACAAUCUGCGACUGUCUAGUUUUAUCCAUUGUCGACAACAUGAUUGCAGCUGCCGUCGCGUCCAUGUUGAUGGGCAAGUACCGACGGAGGAGACACUUCCGGGCCAUUAAGGUCUACGCCUUCAUGUGUGGCAUGAUCUUGCUGUACUUCCUCGGGGACACAGGGCUGUCGAACAUGUCCAGGAACUUCCCGCUGAACGAAGCUCACGUCCUUUUCGUCGUCUCGCGCUUCUUCCUUGUCACGCGAUCGAUCUACGUCAAAUGGAAGUAUGCCACGUUCCACCACACAAAGGAGCCAAGCAUGCCGCCGGAGAACUUGCUGCUCUUCUACGCAAAUGCCCGGCCGACGCUGCAUCGCUUUCGUAACUUUCCUUCGCCGAUGCUUUUGGUCUUGGACUGUGUCUUCGACAGCGGCUUGCGCGACACGGAGUUGCACGGGAUGGGCCCGCUAGGAACCGAGGACCUCUACAACCUCACCGAGUUCACCUACCUUCUCCCAGCACCUUGGCAAAUUUCAACAUGCCCAAGAGACUUACCUUGGGUUAGUAGGGAAUGGAGGAAUGGGGUACCAUUAAAAAUACUAUUACUACCAUUCUUCCAUUCCCUACUAAGUAAAGGUAAGAAGAGACGCCCUACUGCUGCACCCACAGCCUGUGCCUUGCAAGCGCUUUCUCGGCGGUAUGUCUCGUCGUGA